Coregonus clupeaformis (lake whitefish) is the source of this 837-nucleotide messenger RNA. RefSeq names its product CD83 antigen-like. The transcript has 6 exons. Lineage: Eukaryota; Metazoa; Chordata; Actinopteri; Salmoniformes; Salmonidae. Bases 1 to 651 code for a protein of 216 amino acids. The record is from RefSeq and is a predicted model, not a curated record.
AUGUUUUUUCUACUCGUCUGCGUUCUAGCUGCCUGCUUGCAAUGUGGGCUCACUCAGGAUAUGCCUAACCAAGAGGUGAAGUCAGUUUGUGGAGAGGACUCAAUUCUGAAAUGUAAAGCAAUAUGUAAGCCUGGGGUCCAGUACCGGGCAGUGAAGUGGUACAAGCUCGGUGAGGAGCCCUCUAAUAAGGUGUCUGGUCUAUUGAUGAAGAUGCUAUCAUCACCUAACAGCACCACGCAAUGGUACGCCGGUCUGGAGCGUGAAGUGGAACUUUUGGCUGAUAAUUAUUUCGAUAUCUUCCUGCCCAAUGUAACAGCUGUUGAUAGUGGGAGGUAUAAGUGUCUCCUGGCAGCACCUGUAGGAGAGCAGAACCAGGAGGGGCAGAUUGUCCUCAGAGUGACAGGUUGCCUUGAGUCCACAGACCAAUCAGAAGAAAGGGAUACCAUCCUAGUUCUUUCCAUUGUGGGGCUUGUGGCAGCAUUGCUGAUAUUCACCAUCAGAUAUGUCAUCCUAAGGAAUAUGUUUUUGCAAAGGAGUAAGAAGUAUCGACAAGAACCACUUCUAGAUGCACCCCUUGAGAAGAAAGAUUUAAUGUUGAUCUACACUCCAAACUGGUCAGGACAGGCUUCCAUAAAACAUGUCUGUGUGUGAGAGCCUGUUCUGCUAGUUUGGGCUCAUUGUAUACUUGAAUGUGAAGAGGAAAUGCAGAGAAAGAAUAGGGCACUUUUUGAAGCUGAGCAAGGAUCCUAAGAGUCAUAUCGAUCACUGAACCUGUACACAGCCCAUCUGUAAUUAGCCCACCCAAAUACCUAAUCUCCAUAUUGUUAUUUAUUUUGC